AUGUUGCUGACUAUAUUUCUCCAAAAACCUGAACAUUUUCAGCCGAAACUCGAAAAAUCCGGAUGCAUUUUUAUUGAUCGUUCCCCGAAACACUUCGAGUUAAUUCUGAACUUAAUGAGAGAUGGGAAUCUGUGGUUGCCCGAAACUGAGAAGGAAUUGAGAGAGUUGUGUGCGGAAGCAAAUUACUAUCAGAUGUUUGGACUGUACAAUAAGUGCGGUGUGAAACUUAGCACUAUAAUAAACUUCCGAAUGAUUCAAAAUCAAAAACCAAUAACUAAAAAUAAUAGUUAUACUCGUUUUUUUGUUUUUUCAUUAAUUUUUUUGGUAUUUGUGUAUUACAUCCCUGCACUAAAAAGCUAUUUUAUUGUUGAAAAAUCUAGUAAAUGCUACCUAUUUUAG
Caenorhabditis elegans is the source of this 399-nucleotide messenger RNA. RefSeq names its product Potassium channel tetramerization-type BTB domain-containing protein (gene ZC239.17). The record is from RefSeq and is marked reviewed. Gene Ontology annotation, biological process: protein homooligomerization. Lineage: Eukaryota; Metazoa; Nematoda; Chromadorea; Rhabditida; Rhabditidae. The transcript has a single exon. Bases 1 to 399 code for a protein of 132 amino acids.